This is a messenger RNA of Pseudomassariella vexata, 1341 nucleotides long. RefSeq lists its product as uncharacterized. The coding region runs from base 1 to 1341 and encodes 446 amino acids. The record is from RefSeq and is a predicted model, not a curated record. The transcript is spliced from 3 exons. NCBI's taxonomy places the organism in Eukaryota, Fungi, Ascomycota, Sordariomycetes, Amphisphaeriales, Pseudomassariaceae.
AUGAGUAGCUCCGACAAGAGGCGGGGCGGCAGCUCCACGCACACUCUCCGCUCCUCGACGUCCUCGCGCAGCAGCAGCAUAAUCGCACCGCCGCCGAGGGCCCAACUCGGGAACAAUGCGCCCUCGUCCUCGUCGCCGGGUGCAGACAGCGACAACAUUUCGCAGCAUCACGAAGCUGGGCCCAGCAAUGCGGGCAGCAGCAAAGAUGGCGCAAGCCUUGCCGCCAGUGAGAAAGACGACGAGAUCGUCAAGCUAAAACGCCAGAUUGUAGAGAUGGAGGAAAACUUUGCUCGUCAGGUCGACCGGCUGUCGCUGAAUGAGACUGAGACAGCAUCGUUCUGGCAAGGGAAGUACUCGACUCUCAACCAGCAGUUCCUACGGACCGACACCGAGCUCAGGUUGCUGCGCAACGAGAAUGACAGCAUCCGUGAGGGCAAGCGAGAGCAGCUCAGAGAACGCUGGGAGAUUUUAAAGCAGGAACUGAUGGACCGAGAUGACGAGAUCCAACGCUUGAAAACGCAAAACAAGGGGCUCAAGGAAUGGGUCAACGUGAGCACCAAGACGGAUGACCAGACAAGUGACGAAGUCUUUGGAGAUGGCAUGGCCAGGCUCGGCAACGGUCUGCAGAAUUGGGUUGUGGUGCAUUUCAGAAGAGCUAAGCUUGAUCUGUCAAAAGUGAGCAAAGCAGUCAUUAGCGAGCUCGCACAACUGAUCCCUAGGUACGAAGAGCUUGCGGGGCCCGCCAAAGUCCAUUUGCUACAAUCCAUCGUGUCGGGCAUCCUAGUGGAGAUGAUAUUCGAUGCGUACUUCGUAGGACUGUCCAAAGAGCAGACCAAUCAGUUGAAGCAAACCGAGCAAUUUCUUGCAUCUCUCAAACUGCUAGGCUCGGAUGAGGCCGUAAAACAAUGGCGAGCGACCACGUUGAUCAUGAUUAGAACAGAAGCACCUCAGAAACUGCAGGCGGAGACGGCUGCCGUCACUGAGCAUGUCAUCUCGAGGAUCAACCGGAUUUUAGGUGCAAUCACGGACGCCAAAACUACCGACGCGCGAGAUCAAGCACUGCGGGUGCAGGUGAAUAACUCGAUCGAAUUAGCGCGGUUGCUUUCUGUGCAGAAAGCCGACUUCAGGGUCACAAUGCCGCAAAUUCUGCCACACCAGAAGACGAUUUUCAACGCGUCCGAAAUGGAAGACAUUGGCGGAGAAGAAGAAGACAGUCUCGCAGCACGCGAGAUAUGUUGUGUGACGUUUCCGCUUAUCAUCAAGUUUGGAGACGAGCGCGGUAGCCAUCCGCAGUACCGUAACGUCAUUGCGAAGGCGCGCGUUCUCUGUGCCCCCGAGUGA